GAAGAAGGAGAGAGGUGGCAAAGGGAGGAGGAGGAGGGGGGGAGGAAGAGUCUCGGUCGGGGGUUUGGGGAGCGAGCGACUGAGCGAGCCGAAGCACGGACCGCAUCGCCGCCGCUGCCGCUGCCGCCGCCAACCGAGGCGGGAAAAAAAAACCCACGCCGCGCUCGCGUUGCGUGCGCGCGCGUCGAGCUUUUUGCCGCGCACGCGCCGAGGAGGCGAAUUAUGCCGCGCCCGUGACCCGGUGCAAUAAUUCCUCCAGCGAUUUAAACGGCGGACCCCACCAAGUGAACAAGUCGAAAGACCCCCCCCCCUCCUCCCCACCGCGGCGGCGGGGCGUUCGCCCCGUUGGCUUUCGUGUGUUGUUUUUGAGCGCAGUGAAAAUUAUUUAGAGUUUUGUGAAAGCGUGAGGGGGUGUCAAAGGGGGGGGAGUGGGGAAGUGAGUGCCGACUCCGUUGCUGUGGCGCCCGGGAGCCGCGUCCGAGUGGCCCAGCCGCGGCGGAGUGGCGCCGGGAAGAGGCGGCGGCGUCGUCGUCGUCAUCACCUCUUCAUCCGCUCGUCAAUUUGCACCUCGUCUUUUAGUCGUCAUCGUCUACUUGGUAGUUGACGGCUGAGUGCUGCUGUGCUGCUGCUGCUGGGACCCGAGGCUCUGGGCGUCCCCGACGCAACUUUGUCCGCCUUCAUGGGGGUGCCGUGAGGGGCUCCCGCCAGUACAAGCGUCGUUAUCAGCGUUAUUCAGAGGUUUUUACUUUGGUGGUGGGGGGGGGGGUUUGUUUGUAAAACAAAAAACAUUGUUUGGUCUAUAAUUGGCUGUGUUUUAUAAUUAGUUUUUACUCGAGCGAUUUUGGUAUUUAUUUUUUCCCAUUUAUAUUGGAGAAGAAUUGUGGGUUUAAACAAUGUUUUGCAACUGUACUUGCGCUGUAACUAAAUAACGAUAUUAAAACUGAGAGUGGUUUGUAUAUAAUAGUAUAGUUUACUCUCUGCCCAAUUAAACCACGUUUUUUUUUGCAAAUUGAACUUUUUUUUUAUCCUGUGAAAUAAUUGUACCUGUUUUCAGCAUAUUUUCUAAAUCUACGUUUCUAGUUUCACUGUUAAUUUAGAAGCCUUCAAUUGUUAAACAAUUGCACCAAGUUUGUAAUCUUUUUUUUUAUCCCGAUCACUAUCGUGACAUUCUUUUACACAUUUGUUCGCAAACUCUUCCUGGGGGGGGGGGGGGGGUGUGCAUACAAAACAGUUAACACCCAACAGCACCAACCCACCUUAACAUUGGUGCAAUUGUAUUUUUUUUUCAAUCACCUCUUCAACAUCCGCACAUGUUAAAUAACAACAGUAUUGCUAGACGGUUAACGCACGCAAACCCCGAAGUGGCAGGCGAGUGAGGAGGCGUCUUGAGAGCCCACACCGCUGCUGGCCUAGUCACCGGUGGCAGCUCUUUCAAGAGGGCCCAACACAAACACUCAAGAUGUCUGCCAGAACGCCAUUACCCACCGUGAAUGAACGCGACACGGAGAACCAUACAUCAGCAGUAGAUGGAGCUCCGGAUACAACCGUGGUCACCAAGCCCAGCCGUAGCAGUGGAGCCCGUUGUAGAAAUUCCAUCACUGUGGCAGAAGUGGAGCACGCGCAUAUUGGAACCUACCGGCUCCUCAAAACCAUCGGCAAGGGGAACUUCGCCAAGGUCAAGCUCGCGCGGCACACCCUGACCGGCCGAGAGGUGGCAGUUAAAAUUAUAGACAAGACACAACUGAACCCAUCAAGCUUACAAAAGGUAAGAACGAAUCUUUUCAGAGAAGUAAGAAUCAUGAAGAUUUUAAACCACCCCAAUAUAGUUAAAUUAUUUGAAGUUAUUGAGACGGAAAAAACAUUGUAUCUCGUCAUGGAGUAUGCAAGUGGAGGCGAAGUGUUUGAUUACUUGGUUGCACAUGGACGUAUGAAGGAAAAAGAGGCAAGAGCAAAAUUUAGACAGAUUGUAUCUGCUGUGCAAUACUGCCACCAGAAACACAUUGUACACAGAGACCUCAAAGCGGAGAAUCUUCUCCUGGACGCCGACAUGAACAUCAAGAUCGCCGACUUUGGCUUCAGCAACGAGUUCACGCUGGGCAGCAAGCUGGACACGUUCUGCGGGAGCCCCCCCUACGCCGCGCCCGAGCUCUUCCAGGGCAAGAAGUACGACGGGCCCGAGGUGGACGUGUGGAGCCUCGGAGUGAUCCUCUACACGCUCGUCAGCGGGUCGCUGCCCUUCGACGGCCAGAAUCUCAAAGAGCUUCGCGAGCGUGUGCUGCGCGGGAAGUACCGCAUCCCCUUCUACAUGUCCACCGACUGUGAGAACCUGCUCAAGCGCUUCCUGGUGCUCAACCCUGCCAAGCGGGGCAGCCUGGAGCAAAUCAUGAAAGACCGGUGGAUGAACGUCGGCCACGAGGAGGAUGAGCUCAAGCCAUACGUGGAGCCCACACUAGACAUCAACGACACCAAGAGGAUAGAGACGAUGGUUGAGAUGGGAUACUCGCGCGACGAGAUCCGGGACUCGCUUACGAACAUGAAGUAUGACGAGAUCCUGGCCACGUACCUGCUCCUUGGCCGCAAGCCCUCUGAGCUGGAGGGGAGUGACUCGUGUUCCGGAAGUAACCUGUCGCUGGCCAAGCCCCUGCGGCCCAGCAGUGACCUCAACAACAGCUCGGUGCCAUCGCCGUCUCACGGCAAGGUGCAACGCAGCGUCUCUGCCAACCAGAAGCAACAGCGGCGUUACAGUGACCAUGUGGGACCACAGAUCCCACCGUCGGCGUCGUACAACAAGCGGGCGGGGGCCGGUGCCGGGGCGUUGCCCACCAUUGACCCAGAUGGCGAUGCUGCCCGGGAAGAUUUGACUAGAAAAUCAGGCAGCAGUGCGAAUAAGGCAGAUGUGCCGGCAAGCCCUGUCGUCGGAUCAGCCGCCAAUCCCAACAAGGCCGAAAUCCCUAACCGCAAAAAAGGAGGCAACACCCAGCCCCCGAACAGCGCGCUGCCGGCCGGCAUGUCACGCCGAAACACAUACGUGUACGGGGAGAAGGCAAGCGGGGAGCGGCAGACCAGUGUGCAUAACGGCAAGGAAAACAGUUUGACAGAAAUGCCACCACUGUUUUUGGCUAGUGCCCGUGCCCCCAGCCCCGGUGCCAUCCCACCUCUGUCGGCUGCACCGGGCUAUGCCAGGCACCACAAGUCGAUGUCAGCAUCCGGCUUUCCAGCCAGACUCUCACUGACUUCCGAUAAAUCAACAGAGUCCCUGAGGCCAACCUCGUCAUCCGGCCAGCGUGUGCCCGUAGCCUCCCCGUCGGCGCACAACAUCGGAGUGUCUGCGCCGGGGCCCACGGGUGCCACGCCGGACCGUACCCGCUUCCCGCGUGGCAGCUCGAGCCGCAGCACCUUCCAUGGCGGGCAGCUGCGCGAGCGCAAGAACGCCACGUACAACGGGCCACCGGGCUCGCCCACGCUUUCGCAUGACACGGCGCAGGCACGUCAGCGGGGUGCCACGGGCAACAUCUUCAGCAAGCUCACCUCCAAGUUCAGUCGCAGGGCAUUGAAUGAGGCAGAAAGAAUCGGCAGAUUUGAAGGGCCGAGCCGCACCACCACAACCACCACGACAAUGGAGGUGCGCGAGGAGCCACGCGACUCCAAGCCGCGCUCGCUUCGCUUCACGUGGAGCAUGAAGACGACGAGCUCCAUGGAGCCGGGCGAGAUGAUGCGCGAGAUCCGCAAGGUGCUGGACAACAACGCGUGUGACUACGAGCAGCGCGAGCCCUACUUGCUGUACUGCGCACAUGGCGAGACGCGAUCGGGCGCCGAAGAGCCGGUCACCUGGGAGAUGGAGGUGUGCAAGCUGCCGCGCCUCUCGCUCAACGGUGUGCGCUUCAAGCGCAUUUCGGGCACCUCCAUCGCCUUCAAAAACAUCGCCUCCAAGAUCGCUAACGAGCUCAAGCUCUGACAAGGUGGUGGCGGUGGCGGCGGAGGCGGCGGCAGAGGCGAACGCUCGGCGGGCUCGCCAAGCCCUCUGAGGAUUCUCCAAGUUAGAAGGCAAAAAACUACAACUCUGGAGCACAUGGCCUGACCUUGGAAACAUGAGCGGUGACACAAACUCUGGCGAUGUGCUUGCCUGCGCUACGAUGCAGGGAUGUCGUGCACGGGCUGGCGGAGCUGUGUAGAGAUUUGAAGAUGUGCCAGAGUUGUGAUUAAACGCUUGCUUUUGAGCCAUGUGGUGGAGCAAGAGUGAGAGCGACACGUACACGGGGGGGGGGGGGGGGGGGGGGGGGGGAUGUUAUUUUUUGCCGAUCCGCACCUUUCCGCAACGGGCACACUGGUUGGAAUGCACAGAUUGGUAUACUUAUAUAAGCUUCCCAGUAACAUCCAAUUUAAAAUCAAUUAUUUUAUGUAAAAUAAGAGCCGACGGAUAUGUUUAAAGUGUCCUGUAUAAAAAAAAGCUAUAAUUUAUGGUUGGUUUCAAAACAAGUGAAAACAUUAUUUUGCAAAAGCAUUGUGAAGGCAUGUAAGGCUGAGGCAUUGAACCUAGGUUUCAGUCACUCAACUGGACGUCGAGCCGAGCACAGUGUUAAGCGUGGCGCCAUCAACGAAACUGGGCCCUGGGAUUCACAGCUUUGCUUUUAGAGGCGUCGUGCGUCCAGUUUUUUUUCCUCUUUGCCACUGUGGAUCGCACGCCGUUUGCUGUAUAGUCGCAGUUACCCUUGGCUCGGUGCAGUGAAUGCCGGCCGUGAUGUUGUACCCUGCACGGAUGGACUGAAGGGAUUGGGGGAGGGCCCCACUCCAGGGUUCUCAGCUGGGGACGCUGUCCCAUCGGGAUCGUCAAACUCGCAGCCCUGUUUUGCAACUCACAAGAGGGUUGAGUCUGCAAAGUAAAUAUGCGUUUAUUACAAGCAUUAUUGAUAAAUAUCUUACGUGCACUAAAACAACAUUAACAAUUGCAGAAGAGAAUACUUACCCAUUGAUUUUAGUUCUUGUAUAAUUUCUUCAUAUUUAUUAACGUACACGUUAAUUUUUAGUAGGACGUACAAGCGAACAUUUCCUCGGUUUUCUUCAAGUCGCAAGUAUGAGCAAACCCCCACUAUGUUAGUGUUUUAUACUUGUGUUUGUGAAGACGAACUCACGAACUGCUGCAAUCCCCCCCCCCCCCCGGUGUUUUGUACGAGGAAAAAUGGGGCUGGCUGACCCUGAAGCUCCUCCGCUCAUGCACAUCCCGGGCGUCUUUACAACUGUGGCAACACUCGGGAUCUUUCUUUUUUUUAAAAAACUAUAGCUGUCGUUAUGAUCAGGUUCGUGCAAGCGGUCAAUGCAAGAUGUCAGAUCCCUUAGCUAUAUAUAUCUGGUGCACAAUUAUUAAAACCCUUGUUGAAAACUCUGCA
This is a messenger RNA of Petromyzon marinus (sea lamprey), 5384 nucleotides long. RefSeq names its product MAP/microtubule affinity-regulating kinase 3-like. The record is from RefSeq and is a predicted model, not a curated record. Gene Ontology annotation, cellular component: cytoplasm. Gene Ontology annotation, molecular function: ATP binding; tau-protein kinase activity. NCBI's taxonomy places the organism in Eukaryota, Metazoa, Chordata, Hyperoartia, Petromyzontiformes, Petromyzontidae. Gene Ontology annotation, biological process: microtubule cytoskeleton organization; protein phosphorylation; intracellular signal transduction.